GCUGGAGCACUCUUGACUUGAAAUGGAAUGAAACGGGUGCAAACUGAGGAUAUUUUAAAACGACUUCUGCAAAGAAGAAUUUACGAAGAAUAUUAUUAAAACAGUAGUUUGCAUAAACUUUGUCUCUCAGAAUGUUCAAGGAAUGGGUUACGGUUAUUGCUGCUGCGAUUCAGCUGUUGUUAUUACAAGUAACAGGACAGUCACCGAAAAGCGGCUUGUGUAUUGGGAGUGAUUGCUAUACCAUACACCAGGACUCCAAGACGUUUCAGAAUGCGAAUGAUGUGUGCAGCAAACAGCAAGGACAUUUAAUGACAGUGCGAUCAACAGUGGCCAACGAUGCAAUGUCUAUCCUGAUUCCGAACGAACACGGAGAUUUCUGGAUAGGCUUGAAACUUCCUAAAGGACAAUGCACCAACUAUAACACAGUACUAAGAGGGUACGAGUGGGUAACAGGAGAUGAAAGCACUAAUUUUUCAAAUUGGAAAGGCAAUGAUUCAACAUGCACUGAGCAGUGUGUUUCCGUUUCCAGUGAUCUAAACUGGAAAGAAAGACCGUGUCAGGAUAAGGUGGCAGGAUUUUUGUGUGAAUACAAUUUCAAUAAAACAUGUGACGCUCUACCCCCAGGUACGGACAGCUCAAUUCUAUACAGCACACCACUAGGCUUUCAGGGGUCUGACCUUCUAUCACUUCCACCGGGAAGUACCGCAACCUGUUCACCCUCUGAUUUCAAAGUGUACUGUUCCACUAAAGCUGAUGGCAGAGUUGAAUGGGAGAUGGGUCCUUGGGAUUGCCAAACUAAUAAUGGUGGCUGUGAACAUCAAUGCCAAAUGAACAACAAUCAGCCCCAGUGUAGAUGUCCACCAGGCCAUGAACUAAAAGAUAAUAAGAUGACCUGCACUGAAAUAGAUGCAUGCCGCAUUGCAACUUGUGAGCAUCUGUGUGUCCCUCAUAAAGACAGUUACAUUUGUAUGUGUAAAGACGGAUAUGAACUGGAUCUGGAUGGCAAGCGAUGCAGAGACAUUGAUGACUGUAAAAUGGGACACAAUCUUUGUGACCAGGACAGGGUGUGCGAGAACACACCUGGAAGUUUCGAAUGCAAGUGCAAAUCUGGGUUUGCCGAGGAAAAUGGGAAAUGUGUAGAUGUCAAUGAAUGUAACUUAAAACCCUGUGAGCAUAACUGCAUAAAUGUACCGGGGAGCUACCGGUGUUCCUGCCUUGAGGGGUACAUUCAAGACAGUGGAGACCAUCGCAAAUGUAAAAGGCAGUGUUAUGCUUCUGAAUGCAUUGCAGAAUGUGAUCCAAAUAUGAGCUGGCAAUGUGACUGUCCAAAUGGAUUUGUAUUGGACAGCAGGGAAAAUUUAUUUUUAUGUGUUGACAUAAACGAAUGUGAGACAGGGACCUACUGUGAUCAGCUGUGCAAUAACUCAUUUGGAAGUUUUACGUGUUAUUGCCGCGAAGGAUACUCUCUUGGCAAUAAAGGGGACUCCUGUGUUUCUGAAGAUACUGAAGAAGGUUCCGGCACCACAAGCAUUACUCCAGUCAUCAGUGUUUUUACUACCCCCACUUCAAACAGUACUACAAAGGGAGAAAGUAUUUUGACACCCGGAGCUCUUCUUGGAAUCAUCAUUUGUAUCGUGGUGAUGAUUUUGAUUCUCGUUUUCCUUGUGCACCACGUUCUUAAACAGCGUGUAAAAUGGGUUGCGUCAUCAGACUUUAAAAGCAGAGGCGCAGAACGAGAAGUCUGCCUUCAACAGGUGACAACAGAGACAUACUCAAAAACAUCUUCGUUUGAAAGAAAUUUAAAAACAGAGACAUAAGCGUUUUUUACCAGUUAACAAAACUGAAUCGGCCAUUUCUUAAAAAGUGUAUGACCAGCUGUAGCCUAAAUGAAAUCUUAACUGUCAUAAACAUGUUUAGAAUUACAUAAAUAAAUAAAUAAAUUUGGCGAUCAAAUAUGAAAUAGAAUGCACGGCAAAAUGCAAAAAGGGUAUUGGUUGUAAAAAGUUAUUAUUUAAUUGAAAAGCUAUUAUCCCAUGUAAUUAAAACGUAUUUGAGUUUACUUGCAUGGUCAAAUAUUCUUUUUUGCUGACUUACAUAUUUGAGUUGCAGCAUUACUAAACUUUUUAUGGGCAAAGACCACCAGUAUUUGGUCACGCUCUCCAAUAACAGUAAAAUACAGUACCACAGCUUUAUGUGGCAAGAAGACGUUAUCUUGAUUUUACACCAUCACGGUAAAAAUAAUUUAAAGGAAUUAAACACAAUCUUAUACACCAGAUUUUUUGAACACCCGAUUCCUAACAAAUAUAACACGCGUUUAUUUUGCUAUCAACGGUCGCAAACAUUGAAUUGAAAUGAAUAAGAUGUGACUAAGUAUUUAAGUUUUGGUUUUACAGUGAUGUACUUAAACAGUCACACACAAUGUUUAAUUGCUGCAGUGAAUUUCUAUAUUCACAGGAUACUUUUCUAAUUUGCUAAUGUUAUGAUACAGUAGAUUUGAGGUUUAAAAUAUAUCCUUUAAAUGUAAUGGCGCUACAGUCAAGCAUCGAAAUGUCCACCAUACAUUGUAAACCAAAUGUUUAAAAUGUACCUUAUUUUAAGCACACAGGGUUGUUAAUAAGCGGUAUCUACAAUACUGUAGAUGCCGCUUAUUAGCAACCCUGAUAAAGACAACUUUAGGUUAUUAACAUUUUUACAGGCACCAAUCCUAUCCAGUAUGUAUAUAGCUUUUUGCUUAUUAACAACUUUCGUAUAAUGACAACUUUUUGAUGGCUACCAAGAGUUUGCUAAUAAGCAGCAUCUACGAUAUAUAUAUAUAUAU
This is a messenger RNA of Polyodon spathula (Mississippi paddlefish), 2818 nucleotides long. Its product is annotated as thrombomodulin-like. The record is from RefSeq and is a predicted model, not a curated record. NCBI's taxonomy places the organism in Eukaryota, Metazoa, Chordata, Actinopteri, Acipenseriformes, Polyodontidae. The transcript has a single exon. Bases 132 to 1817 code for a protein of 561 amino acids. Gene Ontology annotation, cellular component: extracellular matrix; membrane; external side of plasma membrane. Gene Ontology annotation, biological process: cell migration. Gene Ontology annotation, molecular function: extracellular matrix protein binding; calcium ion binding; transmembrane signaling receptor activity.